Messenger RNA from Centropristis striata (black sea bass), 5035 nucleotides. RefSeq names its product rho guanine nucleotide exchange factor 2-like. Lineage: Eukaryota; Metazoa; Chordata; Actinopteri; Perciformes; Serranidae. The transcript has 23 exons. Gene Ontology annotation, biological process: regulation of Rho protein signal transduction; cell morphogenesis; positive regulation of neuron differentiation. The coding region runs from base 98 to 2800 and encodes 900 amino acids. Gene Ontology annotation, cellular component: cytoskeleton; ruffle membrane. Gene Ontology annotation, molecular function: microtubule binding; guanyl-nucleotide exchange factor activity. The record is from RefSeq and is a predicted model, not a curated record.
UUUUUAAUUUUUUCCUCUCUGGUAGCAAUCUGAGGGAUCCACAGAGACGCGUACAAAUUAAUAUAGGAUAUUUUAUUUUUAUUUUUUGACCGUCACAAUGUCCAGAGUUACCAAUCUGUCGAAGCGGCAGGAAAGGGUGAGAGAGAUCAACAUGCGGAAUAAAGAGAGAGAACGCAUGAGGGAACGAGAGAAGGCGGCAAGGGAAAGGGAGGCCCGUUACAGCAAUGGUCACCUCUUCACCUCAUUGACAGUGUCAGGGACCACUCUCUGUUCAGCAUGCAACAAGAGUAUUACUGCCAAGGAGGCCCUCAGCUGCCCAACCUGCAAUGUCACUAUCCACAACCGCUGUCGAGACACUUUGCCAAACUGUGCCAAAAUGAAACAGAGGCAGCAGAAGACGGCCCUAAUGCGGAACUCAUCCUUGCAGAAUGUUACGCUGCGGACAAAAACUCCAGGAAUGCGCGAACGUCCAAGUUCAGCCAUCUACCCUUCCGAAAGCUUCCGACAAACCCUGCUGGGGUCCCGCCGUGGUCGCUCCGGCCUGACUCUGUCCAAGAGUGUUUCCACCAACAACAUUGCAGGGACACUUAGCGACGACUCUCCCCUGGGGCUGCGCAGGAUCCUUUCCCAGUCCACAGAUUCCCUAAGUUUCAGGACCAGAGCAAUGUCAGUGGAGUCUCUCAAUGAUGACGGAGACAGCUACUAUACGUCAGUAUUGGAGGACUUGGAGCUUGAGGGCCAGGACUUCAAGGCUGACUCAUGGAGCAUGGCUGUGGACAGCAGUUACCUGCAGGCACACCGCAAAAACGUCAUCAAGAGGCAGGACGUCAUAUAUGAGCUGAUUCAGACGGAGCUGCACCACAUGCGAACGCUGUACAUCAUGGAGAGGGUGUUCCGACAGGGCAUGCUGGAGGAGCUCCAGCUGGACCUGUGCACCGUGCAUGCCAUCUUCCCCUGCCUGGACCAGCUGAUUAGGAUACAUUCCCAUUUCCUGGCACAGCUUCUCCUGCGGCGCAACAGCAGCCUGCUAUCUGGAUCCAGCCGCAACUUUACCAUACACCGCCUGGGAGACAUACUAUUAGAUCAGUUCUCAGGCCAGUGUGCAGAUGACAUGCGGAAGACAUAUGCUGAGUUCUGUAGCCGCCACUCGAAGGCUGUCAAAUUGUACAAGGAGCUGCUGGCCAGAGACAAGAAGUUCCAGGUCUUCAUACGGCGGAUGAGUCGUGGACCUUUGCUCCGUUGCCAUGGUGUCCAGGAGUGCAUCUUGUUGGUGACUCAGCGCAUCUCCAAGUAUCCUGUCCUUGUUCAGCGCAUACUGGAUAACACCACUGAUAAUGAAGACGAAGCCUCCUCUCUGGCCCAGGCUCUCUCCAUGGUCAGAGAACUUCUAAGUUCAAUAGACCAACAGAUGGAGGACCUGCAGAAAACACAACGUCUGCAAGAGAUCCAGGCCAAGUUGGACCCGCGGGCUGAGACCAGAGUGAGGGAUGGUGGACUUUUCAAGCAUGGAGAGUUGUUCCGCCGGAGACUUGUCCAUGAAGGGACGCUUUUCUGGAAAACCCCUGGGUCCCGGCCCAAAGAUACACUGGUCUUAUUGAUGACAGACAUUCUGGUGAUUCUACAGGAGAAAGACCAGAGAUACAUCUAUCCAUGUCUGGACAAAUCUCCAGUACUGUCCCUUCAGAACCUGAUAGUGAGGGAUAUAGCCAAUCAGGAACGAGGCAUGUUCCUCAUCAGCGACUCCGUUCCUCCUGAGAUGUAUGAGUUCCAUGCUGCCACCAAGGAGGACAAGAACAUCUGGAUACGCCACAUCCAGCGCACCGUCAGCAAGUGUCCAUCAAGAGAGGAGUUUCCCCUCAUAGAGACUGAAUACAAGGCCCAUCUUAGGAGACUCAAAGCCGACCUCCAGCAGAAGGACCGGGAAAUGCUGGAGCUCCUGCAGGAGAGGGUGACUCUGUUCUGUGAGCUGGCAGAAGUGACAAGUGGUCAGGAGGGCCUCCAACCUCCCAUCACUCGUUACUUGUUCAGGGCAGACACACCACAAGCUCCCCGUGCAGAGAAACUCCUACUGGAUGCCACCGCUGAAGUUGACAGGUUGAGUGAGGUCCUUCUGGGUUCCAGCGUGGACAUCUCUCUUCCGUUCCAUCACAACCACUUGGACAUGGUGGACAUCUGUGACCAGGAUCUGUUGGUCAAUGGAGCUCAUGAUUUCUUUGCAGCAAAGGACUGCAUGAGGAGUCAAGACAAGUCACCACCUGUGCAGCUCUAUCAGAGGCUGGUGAAUCUCAGUGUUUAUCUCCAUGCACUCCAGGGUGCUGUCAUCAAACAAGACUCCAUCUUGGAGCUGCUGCUGCAGCCACAGGAUACCGUGUCACCAGCUGCAGAAGGAGUGUGGAGGCCUCUCUGGCGAGAUGGUGGAAAUCGAGAGGCAAAUGCAGGCUCAACCAUUGGGGAAUUGGCUCUCUUGCAGAGACAACACAGUCUGCUGCAGGAGGAGCUGCUGAGGCUGCGGGACUCUGAAAGCCGGUUCAAAGACAGUGAGAGGGCACGAGUAAAGCUGGAGAGGCAGGUCCGACACAUGAAGGUGUGCAGCGGGGCUACACCUGCCGCCCAGCAACAUGGGGAACAGACUUUUCAACCAGGACCAGGCACUGACACUUUGUGGGCCAGCCAGGAAGCUGCCCACCAAUCAGAUGGCCUCCAGGAUGGCAGUGAUUUGGAGGUAGACAUGACAUCAGAUGAUGAUGGGACGGCAUCUGAAAGCUCCAAAGAUCUUCAAGAUAUUCCAGAGGAGAUCUGAUCCUCGGGAUGUUUCGGAGUGCUAAUGAGCUAAUGGCUAUAGUUGGUUAUGAUAUAAUCUGAUUGAUCCCAACAAUAUGCAUGUCAUUUUUACUUAAUGUUUAUUUAGCUGCUUUGCUUUUGAGUAGAUGGCUUGUGACAGUGAGCUGUUUUGGUAAUUUCUUUAGUUAUGCUUUGGAUUGUUUUAUCAUUUAAUUCCAUUACUUUAUCAUAAGGGAAUAAAAACCGGAAGAAUACUGCUAAUAUAUAACUCUGUCAAAUAUUUAAAGAACAUUACAACUGAUAGUUAGGGUUGCUAAUGUUUUCAACAUUAACACUUUAUGUUGUUCAAAAUUACUUGAAUCAAAAUAAUGUAAGACGAAUAGGGAUCAUAUGUGGUUUUUAUUGUUCACAAAAAUAACAAUUAUAAUACAGAAAAUGUGUGAAUAUUAGACUUUAAAAAUAUUAUAUGCACGUUUUUUUUUAGUAUUGGUGUCUUUCAACCAUGUUUGACAGACUGCAGUAACUGUAAACUGUGUUGGACAGCCAAACAACCUUGAUGUGGUAGUUUAAGGUAAGCUGCUCCUUUUGAAAAUUCACAACAACUGAAACUGAUCCUCCUUAAAAACGAGACACGAGAAACACAAUUUCUAAAGCAAUCCAGUCCAGUUGCCUUGCAAAUUCCUUUUUAAAGCAGAAGUUAAAACUUGUAAAACUAUUGGCUGCACCAGACCGAAUUUUAAGAUUCUUAAAUUUAUAAAAUCAUUAAUGUAUCAUUCAUAGUAUAAUUUAUAAUUAUAUUAAGUUUUAGGUUCAAGGAUUGCUUAUGAAACAUUUGACACUCAACAACAACAAAACUAUUGUUAAGGUCUGGAUUCCUACAUUACUCCACAUCACACAUCACACCAAAUCUCCGUCUGUCACGGCAAAGACCAUCAGUCCUCCAAACGAAACAACAAAAUGUCAUUUAUGAUCCAAAAAACAGCUUAUAUGUCAGCUACGACCCAAAGGUCUGUUUCUGGUCUGCUAUUGUUAAGCUUUGUUUGGGUCGGUAAACUACUUGGUUAAGAUUUCGGAAAGAUCAUGCAACUCCAGGAUGCUGUGAAAAAUGGAAUAAAAACAGAGUGCAAUGAUUUGUAAAUCUUUGCUACCUGCAUUCAGUCUGAAUAUAAGAAUGCAAGUGUGUUGAUUAGCAUACUUAGACACGCUUGAUUAAUGAGGACUCCCUGUAGAAAAAGACACUUGGCUCUUUUGAUUGAUUUUUGACAGUAAGGACAAACACCGAUGACCGAUGAAAAGUGUUAUUAUUAUUAUUAUUCAUAUUAGUGUUAUUAAGAAGUUAGAGUUUGUGGGAUAAACAUCUGCUGACUUUGUAUUUGGACAUUGAUGAAAAUAUUCAUGCUGAGUCCUGACAAACUUCUUUCUUUCUGUUGCCGAUUGUGAGUCCUGAAACCUGGAUGAAUGCAUUAUGUAUCUGUGUGCACUCACAGACAAUCUAGCAGUGUCAUAAUUUCAAGGCAUGGGCUCCUCAGAAGACCCUUCAUCAAUUUCAGUUGAAAUGAACAGCCAGUAACGCACCUUUCUGGAAAAGUUCUGGGAACUCUGAAGCAACAAACUUGUUUUAUGGGGUAAAGAAAGAGUCGCUCUCCAGCCUGAUUGGCUUUGUUGUGUUGCAUGUUUUCUACCCUCUGCCUUUUCUCACUACUGACAUAGAAAUAAGAUUAUGGCUUUAUUGUGUUUUAUCCUUAUUUUUUUUUUAUUAUAUGUUGGACUGACUGAUAUCACCAAGAAGGUGGAAGCAAACUUAAACGUGUCUGCCCAGUGAAUGUAAUAUUAUCUUCAGGAUAAAGCCUUUCAGUGUAUUUUAAAUGUAAAUAUGGUGAAAAGUGGUUUGAUCACAACUUAGAGUUUUGCAAAUGUUUCUGUGGCUGCAAAAUGAUUAUGAACUUUUACAGUUAUCCUCAUAUCCGAAUGUUCCAGCUGUCUACUUUUCUGCUAAAUGUAUUCUAGGCGACAAUCUCAGUGACAUCUUGCAGCCUAAAAAGGCAGAAUUACUUCCAUUUUUGAUGGCAAAUUUUGCUCAAAGACAACAUAGCAUUGACAUGUAUAAGGUGUUAUGUUAUAUAUUCAGCAGAUGCAGUAUUUGUCAGUGACAGUGUAAGGCCAAGCCUAAAACAAGGAAUGCACUUUCUUUUGCACACCCUUCAUUCAUGUGAAUUGUAUUACUACAUGAAAUAAAUAAAAAUUUUACAAAAUG